CAAUUCGCUGGCUUUGAGCUCCAACCAAGUCUCCUGGCCGGGAAUUCAUGGCAAAUCCGCCAAUGCGUGCUCCACUGGAAUGCAGGUUGACACAGGAGGAUCCAAACCACCGCCACCAUUUUAGUCGUCGCGGCCUUAUCCACACAGGGCCACAGCGGGGACUACUCAUAGUAGCUCAAGAACAGCACUAGGAAUCGCAAGCCGGUGGUGCCUGGGAAGAGAACCAAAGGAGUGGAUUUGGUCAGUCCUUUCGAGGAAUUUAAUGCAGGUUUCAAGCUCGAGAGUGACAGAGGAAUCAAAGAACUCACCGCAGAGGGGCUUUGGAUCUCGCAGCAGCAGUCAUGCCGCAAGACAAACUCCACGGCUGGAAGGAUUUCCCGAAGGGACUGCACGUACUCGUCGCGAUUGCCGAUGGUGACGACCGGGAGGAAAUCAGUGGCAUACUCCAAUCCUGCAGCUAUCGAGUCACAGCCUUCACUAGCGAGGAGGAUGCUCUCGCGGCGAUUGAAAAGCCCAAGACCCCGUUCCAUGCCGCAAUGGUUGACGCAACCAAUCGGGAUAUCUUCGAUGGCUUCAAGGUGCUCGAGGCUGCAAAGGAGUUGGCCGUCAUAAUGAUUUCCAGCACAGAGGAUAUUGAAACCAUGAUGCGAGCAAUAUCUCUCGGUGCCGCGGAUUUCCUCCAAAAGCCUUUCUCCGAGGAGAAGCUGAAGAAUAUCUGGCAGCAUGUUGCUCGGAAGGCUAUGCUUUCAACAAACAGCGAGCCAGCUUCCACAGUAGCCGACCACGAAGUUAAGCCCGAAACGCUUGACGAUGGCGACCAAAUCGAGAGCCAAAUGCAAUCGUUUGAUGAUCUGGGAUGUAUAAUUGGGGAGUCAUUUCACGAAUGCGAAAAGUUCCCAGAAGUAGAGGAACCUGCAGCAACGGAAACCAAAGAAGGUUUUGACGUAAACGGUAAACUUUACGACUUAGAAAGAGAGUUCAUGAGGUCGACGAACCUGGAGUUUUGCACAGCCGAAGGGACUUGUAUAAAACUUGAGAUUGACGACACGCUGGACGACUUGAACCUCGGAGAUGGCAUCGUUCUAGACGGGGAAGGAGCCACGGAGUUCGAGCUCGACCCUUCAUUAUUCGUUGGCUUUCCAGAUUCUGACUCUGACUCUGCGCUGGAUAUCAACUUCGAAAUGCUUGAUUCCGGAGACACGCACGAGUCAGAAUUUGACGGAGAAGAAGCGAUGAUGUUGGCUCAAGUCCUCAAAACCGAGGACGAAGUUGUACGUAACGUUUCGGAAUCUUCAGAGUCCAUGAGCAGCUCCACAAAGGAAAAGGGUGAAGAGGAGACCAAGCCCGAGAGAGCAGCAAAAAGCUGCAAAUCUGCACCAGGAAGGAAGAAGAUGAAGGUGGACUGGACACCGGAGUUGCAUCAAAAGUUUGUACAGGCCGUAGAACAACUUGGCGUCGACAAAGCCAUACCGUCCCGUAUUCUGGAACACAUGGGAGUCAAGUGUCUAACGAGGCAUAACAUUGCGAGCCAUUUACAGAAGUACCGCUCGCACCGGAAACAUCUUCUGCAACGAGAGGCCGAAGCAGCAGUAAACUGGAGCCAUCGUCGACAUUCCGAUACCUGGUCUAAAAACCGGGCGCCAACCCAGUCACGUCAAACACCAAUUUUGCCUGCACCACCACCCGGUGGAGUUCCAUUGCUUGUGUGGGGGCAUCCAACCAUCGAUCACUCUUCGGCUCAUAUGUGGCAACAGCAGCAACCACCUGUGACUCCUCCGCCAUGGCAAGCACCGGACGGAACCUUGUGGCAACACCCUGCUGUUUGCUUUCCUCCUUGGGGUCACGCACCAGCACCAGGAACACCAGUUUAUCCCAACUGCAUGAGAGUACCAGUCGCACCUGUGAUUGCUGUGCCGCAACCCCCUGCACCUCCACUUCCAGGAGAAACUCUCAGCCCCCCGGCAUGCCAUCCGCCUCGGGAGGUCGUUGACGCUGUGAUAAGUGAGGCCCUCACCAAUCCCUGUACACUUCCGCUGGGACUAAAACCUCCUUCGAUGGAAAGUGUGAUGUCCGAGCUAGUGAAACAAGGAAUCACCAUAACACCUCCAACGCCUUCUUGACGAGCAAAACCUCUGAGGUUCAAAAAAUCCGUCGACAUAUACUACUAUCGUCGCUUUUUCCCUUCCCGUUUUCCCGUUUUUCGUUGAGGAGACCAUGCUGUUCUGCAGAAACAUCACUGAAAGCCUUGCAAAAGAGCUGAGGUUGUAAAAGUUCCAGUUUUGGCGUGGUGAUGUACAGACCUGUACAAGAAAUAAAAACACAUUUGAGAGAUUAAAAAAAAAAAACA
Selaginella moellendorffii is the source of this 2347-nucleotide messenger RNA. RefSeq names its product transcription activator GLK1. The coding region runs from base 342 to 2120 and encodes 592 amino acids. NCBI's taxonomy places the organism in Eukaryota, Viridiplantae, Streptophyta, Lycopodiopsida, Selaginellales, Selaginellaceae. The transcript has 11 exons. Gene Ontology annotation, molecular function: transcription cis-regulatory region binding; DNA-binding transcription factor activity. Gene Ontology annotation, cellular component: nucleus. Gene Ontology annotation, biological process: phosphorelay signal transduction system; positive regulation of DNA-templated transcription. The record is from RefSeq and is a predicted model, not a curated record.